UUCACUCUCUACUGCUUUCUCUCUCUAGCUCAACCAAUCACUGACACAGACGGAGAGCGAGAGAGAGAGAGAGAGAGAGAGAGAGGGACAAAGAUAGGCUGCGAAUGUCACAGCCUGAAGCUGCAAGGUGCGCUACUACCACAACAUUGCACUUGCGUAGAAAGUUGUCGAAACCAUCCGGUUCACCUCCCUCCUUGCGGAAUCGCCGCGCUGUAUUUCGUCUCCUCCGUUUCCUUCGAUGCGAUUGAUUCCAUCGUCGUCCCCUGUCGUCGCCAUCAGUCGCUUCUUCCUUUCUUGGCACCUGCGCCGUUGUAAGUUUUUGUCCCGGUUUUUCAGCUGGGAUUGGGCCUUGCGUGAAGUGAAGUACAAAAGGUAAGAGACAGAGCGGAGAGAGCCUGAGGGGGGGCUGAGACCGAGGAGAGCACUGUAAUAGUGGUGCAGUGUGAUGCUGUCCAGAUCGUGUCGUCGUUUUCUGCUGGCUCGGCUUUUUCUCUUAUCGCGUUGCUUUCCGGUUUCAGGGUCUGCUUUCUUGGCUCCGAUUCCGCGAAACGGAAGCUUUUGCGGAGACGAUAAUGCUGUGCGACGACCAUGUUAGUUUUUCCAGGUUGGCUUUGUCCGUGAAACAUAGGAAAUGUCCGUGCAGUGAUUUGGAGGAAUGUGAGUGAUUCAGCGAAGCGCAUGGAAAGGUGCAGAGAGGCGGAAACGAAACACAUUCCUGUCUGGUUACUGAGUUGGAUAGGCCAUUGAAGAUCAAUCUCGUCCGGGAUUCGGUUCUCCUUUGUUCGACCAGCGUUGAGGUAGAUCUUAGGAUCGGGUUUGGGACUAGCUGGAGUUGUUUGAUUAGAGGUUUUUCACCGGCUUAGUUCUUCUUUUUCGCUUCUCGGGAGAAGAUGAUGAACGAGAGUGCGGGGAAAGCGGCGCCGUGUCUGGCGAUUACGGAGAAGCGUCAAGCUCCGACAAGGCCCGGAGGUUGUGUCGGUAUCUUCUGUCAGCUCUUUGACUGGCACCGUAGGUUCGCCAAGAAGAAGCUCUUCUCCAGAAAGUUGCUUCCUCCUGCUCGCGCGAAGCAAGUAUCGAGGAACUUCCACCGGGACGAGAAGAUGCCCGCUGCUAGGCUACAUUUGAUCGCCGAUGAGAACAAAGGGGGUUUCCCCAAUUCGAGGAGAAAUGGGAAUAAGAAUCUUGAUCUGGAACAGAGGCAAAAGCAUGAAACUCAAGCUCCGGGGUUGGUUGCCAGGCUAAUGGGUCUUGAAUCCAUGCCUGCUGCGCAGAAGAAGGUUACCAGACCUCUGUCAUGCGACACUCGCCAUGGUAAAGUGCAGAAGUUUCUCCUUGGUAGCGAAGGGUCCGCAGAGGAAGACGACUUGGAUAUUGAAAAGGGACAGCUAAAGCACGAACUGAGGCCUCAGAAACUUCAGAAGACUGGUCCAUUGGAGAGACGGGUUGUUACACGCUUUGGAGUGGAGGCUUUGCAAAUUAAAGGUGUCUUGACUAAAUCGAGGAAGCAGCAUCACCCCAAGCUUCUCCCCCCUGUGAAGAGCCCAAGAAUCUCUUCCAUACAGAAUACAUCACGGACUUCUCGAUUGAUUGAUGCAGCUGCUAGGAUACUAGAACCUGGAUUGCAAGCCAGAAGCAGGGUUAAAUGUGCCCUUCCGUACUCCAUCUCCGGAUAUCCUUCCAGUGAGGUGGGUAUAGCGGAAAGGUCUCCAUCGCAGUCACAAAAUGCCUUUACGCAGGCCAUUUGUAGUGAAGCCGAGGCCGCAGGACAAACUUCAUGCAUUGACUGUGGUAAUUUGGUGGAUAUAGACCUCAGACAAAACACAUCGCAGCAGAUGCUAAAUCAUGUAACCAUAACCUUGAAUCCUUUUCAUGCUUCAUAUCAAGACUCUCGAAUCAAUGAACCAAGACCACCAGCAGCAGCUGUCAUGGAAGAAAGAGACGUAACUUAUAGGAGAAGGCAACGAGAAUCUGUUGCUCCGUGCUCCCCACCGAAUUGCCACUUUCAAGUCUUUAAUGUGCCCCUUAAGGAUGCGAAACCGCUUCCUAAAGAAUGCCAGGAGCAGCGGUGUAUGCCAAGCCAUGGGUGCAACCCUCACCAGGAAGAAUCACCAUCCAAUGCUUUGAAGAAUAGUCCCACCACCGAGAAGGAGAUGUUAGAGACUGGUCGGACGACUCCAACUGCCAAAUGCAUUAAUUCCAAUGGAAGGAAAGCCUUGUUAAGUGGAAAUUCUGCUACUGGGGCUAAGGAUUUUGUAGCUCUGAACCGCAGCCUAAGUGGUCAAACGCGUCCCAGGGUGCCAGUCAAAGCUGAAAACUCUGGUUCUGAUGCAGCCAGAAAGACUCGUGUUAGACGAGCUGAUUCUUUGUCACAAUUCAGAUCUCCAGUACGGAAGAUAAGGUCCGCUAAUGUUGAUGGACUAGUCGAGAGUCCAAGUUUUGUCAGUUCUGAAGUCAGUAAACAAAAUAAUGCUCAGCAUAAUGCAGUUCCCAAGACCAAGGUCAACUUUCGUGCUUCCUCCAGCGACAGAAGUUGUGACAGCAAUAAAUUGGUGGGUGAAGCUGAUAGAAUUAAAGCUGGGGGCAGUAACAAUAACAGUGUUGUUAGUUUUACAUUCAACUCUCCGCUGAAGCACAGGAGUGGUUUUCCUGAGGGUAUUGGUAGCAAGAGAACCGAAAAGAGCCUUCCUGGUGGAAAGGUAUCUGAUUCCAGAGAGCCAUUAUUCAACAGAAGUGAUGAUAAAGCAGCAUUUCAAAAGCAGUUCCCCUGGAAUGGAGAUGCUCUAGGUGCCCUUUUGGACUGUAAAUUGAAGGAGUUGAUUUCUCAAGAAGAAGACGAGCUGAGCACAGCAUGUGCCAUGCCCAAGCGAUCUACUGCUAUGAUUCUCCAAGAACUGAUAGCCGCUUUGACUGCUGCACCACCUCUAUCACAAGAUUGUCAUAUGCUUGAUGCUGGAAAUGCUAUUAAGAAAAAGGCAAAGAAGGAAGGGACAUUGAUUGGAUUUUCGAGUGAUGUGAAUCAUUUGAGCCCAGGUUCAGUCCUUGAUGCAUCCUUUUCCAAUGACAGCUGCAUCUCCAGUAGCUUAGAUGAAUGCACAGGAUUGAAGUUGCAUCCUGACUUCAUGGACUACCCUGAUCCUCUGCAGCCACUCAAUCUGGAAGCUUACCUUUUGGACUCUGCUACAUCACUCGACAACCGAAGAAGCUACCCUGAUCAUCUUAUUGACCGGAUAACUAGACUGAUAGGGGACCUAGAUCUUGUGGUGUUGGGAUUGGAUGGGAGCAGGCUCGCACAUGCAAAGGAUGUGAUUUUGCAUGCUGAACUGCUCUUUACGGAUUUGACUCGACGUCAUUCUGAUGGGAUGAAAGAUUUCAUGAUUACCCUCUUUCUCCUUGAUGAACUCGAACGUGCUGCCGCCACCACCUGGACAGAUAUGAAAUCUUUCUUUGGAUCGAAGGAAGCCAAAGAGGGGAAUCAGCUGAGGCGGUUUCUUUUCCACUGUUUGUUGGAGUGCUUGGAUUCAAAGUACCGGAGAUACUGUAACUUUGGAUAUCAAGGGUGGACGAGACAAUCGAUGUUCUUAAAUAUAGGGAACUUGAUCAGAGAUGUUGGAGGGGAGGUGAGAGAGUGGGCCUGUAUAGCUGGGAUGACUCCCGAUGAGAUAAUCGACUACGAGAUGAGUCACGCUCUUGGGAAAUGGACAGAUUUCGACAUCGAGGCGUUCGAGAAUGGUGCUGAACUGGGCGAGGAUAUACUCUCUAAUCUGGUGGAGGAAAUUCUGAUAGAGCUUUGAGGACCAAUGUGGUUCCUGGGAUUUAGACCGGCUGGCCGACUAAUUUUGCAUUUAUGAUGCUGUCGCAGCAAAUGGUGCAACUUUGUGUUUAGGAAGACAGUAACUGUUGUACAAAAGUACCGAAACGGGUAGCAGUGGAGGCUAAUUAUUUGUAAAUGACCAUUCUAUUCCAAGACGCUAACUGAAUUUCUGGGUCAGAUAAUCCCCACCC
Rhodamnia argentea is the source of this 4002-nucleotide messenger RNA. RefSeq lists its product as uncharacterized. Lineage: Eukaryota; Viridiplantae; Streptophyta; Magnoliopsida; Myrtales; Myrtaceae. The transcript has 5 exons. Bases 891 to 3791 code for a protein of 966 amino acids. The record is from RefSeq and is a predicted model, not a curated record.